Molecule: messenger RNA, 5902 nt
Organism: Spodoptera frugiperda (fall armyworm)
Lineage: Eukaryota; Metazoa; Arthropoda; Insecta; Lepidoptera; Noctuidae
Exons: 13
Coding region: 127-5790 (1887 amino acids)
Source: RefSeq, a predicted model, not a curated record
AAAACAAGUGAUGUCAACUGAUGUUGCCAAACUAUCAUCAGUGUCAAAAUUUUACUCCCGAAAAAUGUGGCUUCGUAGUGAUAAUAUUUGUUUUUAAUAUUGUUUAAUGUAGCCUCGAAAUUCAUUAUGGACUGUUACAGCGCUGAGUCUGAAUUUAUCGAAUCACUGGACUUUUUGAGUCCGCCAGUGAAAAGGCUUCAUACUAGCAGAGAGUUUGGUAGUGUGUAUAACACUGAGGCAAACGACGUGCACUUGUUGCGAGGGCUUCGGAACAAGUUCGCUCGACGAGCGUCCAGCUCCACAAAGAAUAUUAAACCUAUUGUUAAAACUAGCACCGACUCCUCUACCUCACUGGUUCUUAAGAAAACUUCCGAGAGACAGCAGAUACUAGAACACUACUCAAUCGUAAGUUACACAAGCUUACAGCAUCCGGAAAACGAAACACCUUCCGUGUUAGAAUCGAAAAGAAGUCCGAACAUUGUUGAGAAACCUCUAAUCAAAGUCACGGUCAUACCUAAAACGGACCAAAUACAGACAUCGAAACUACUUCGGAAAAGGAGAUACGUGCCAAAGAAGAUACAGAGCACCACAUCGAACCACGAGAACUCGGUACAGACCAAGAACGUGUACUUAAUAGUAGCAGGUCGAAGGAGAGAGAAGAUAUAUGAGAUCAAGACCACAGGCAGUGCGAAGUUCUCAUCCGACCACGACAGUUACAUAAAAGAUGAUGAAAUACCCAUCAAAGAACUAUCGAAUUUCAAACAUCUGAUCCAGUCCUUAAACAUGGAUCGAAAGAAGAAGAAAGAGAAAAAGGAAAAGAAGGCAUUGAUGGACAGCAGUGAUGCUCCCCAACAGACCCAACAGACGUCUGCCGACUGGAGGUACCCGAGCUGCAAGGACUGCUUGUGUGGCGACGAAUCGAAUGAGUCGCCGAAGAAAAGUCGAGUAAAGAUCUUUGGGCAGUUCGGUAUAUCUGAAGAUGAGAAAUAUGUGCUCAGAUACGGAGCUACCAUUAACGACAAACAAGUUUUAUCAGACGUCGCUCAGCUAACGAGAGACUUUUCACCGAUUAUUGCCACAACUUCAUACGGCACCACAGACGCACAAUCAUCGUUGCAAAAAGACUCGUGCAUACAGGCUGACCAUAACGCAAGCUAUGAUAAGCCUCCUGUCGCAGAAGAACCCAGUUACAGCAAAGAAUCGCAUGGAACUCAAGUCAAUUUCAAUGUGCAGUGCAAUGUAGCUAUGAUGAAAGCGAGGAGUUCAUCAUUUUCCGACAAAAAAGUCCAGUGCAGUUACAGCUUUGGGCCCACAAAUAAGUCAGAGCAAAAUACCAUAAAAGACUGCCAGAGCCCCCUUGUCAUAAUAUCAGUUUACCCAAAAUCGAGCCCAGAAGAUACUGUGCAGUCAGCCAAUAGCCCUGAUGCUAUAAGAAGUCCUUCACCAACAAGAAUGGCAACGUACACGAGUAAUCAUGUAACGAAGACAGAGAAGACUACAAAAAGAGGUGCAUCUGAAACAAAAAAGAGAAGUCCUGCAGCUAGUCGAUCACCGUCACCUGUAAAAAAGGUUCUAGAAGAAUCAGUAAGAACACAAGUCAGUGAAAAAAAAAGUCCAGACAGGCAAAAAGCACUCAGAGCCAUAAAAGAAAAGAUACAAGAGAAGGACAAAUUAUUAAAACACGACCCUAGUCCGCGAAAGCCUCCAUCAAAGUUCAAUACGGCUAAUUCUACUCAGUUCGCCAAAAAUCAGCAGAAUAUAACUGUAUCAAAUGCAACACAAGUCUCUAAAAAAAACCCAUUGCACGCUUUGUCUAAUGCGACGCAAGUUUCGAAUAAAAAUAAUCAAGUAUACCAGGCGUCCAACGGAACACAAGUGUCUGUGAGGAAGCGGCAGACUUACACCGUGUCCAACGCAACCCAGUACUCGGAUGAGCCACAGAGUAUGGCGUCCAACGGAACGCAGUUCGUAGAUAAUAAUGUAACAGAAAGUAUACCAGAAAUAGCUCCAGUGAAACAUCCCAGGAAUAUUGUCGCCACUCCAUCUUCUAAGUAUACAAAAAAGCCUUCACCAAUGAGAUUUCCUAGAACUGCCCAGGUAUCCAAUGCUACCCAGGUACCUAAAAGUCCGCAAUUCUUUGCAAGUAACGGUACACAAGUAUCAGAAAGGGAUCCCUACGCGGGAUCGAAAUCUAACUGGACGCAAAUCUCAAAAAAACAACAAAAUCCUUAUUCGACGCGGCUGCACAGAAAUCAGGAAACUUAUACUGUACCCAAUGCAUCCCAGAUUUACGAAGAUGAGGAGUAUUCGAGAACUACUACGAACAGAAUAAAUGAAAUGGGAACUAAUACAGAGCACGUCCGAAAAAAAAGAACAAUAGUCGAGUCGUAUACAAAGCAACUAACUGAUCAAAUGAGCCAGAAGGAUUCCAUUCCCGCAAGGUUUGAUAAUUCUAAAGUUACAAUAAAUAUAGACGGCGAUGGAGAAUACUACGAUGUCUUGUUCAAUCAAGAUAAACGGUCGACAGACGUGACAAUCCGAAAGACGUUAAAAGAUAUGGGUUCACAGAAAUAUGAAGAGGAACAGGAAUGUUCAGUGUCGUUAGAGAAUUUCAUGUAUGUGCCCGAGAUUAUUGUAGAAAAAGAAGAGAGCGAACCUCAAAAUGAUUCGCAAUCGAAGUCCUUGUCUAUUUAUAAUAAUCCUACAGACGAUGAGUUUGCUAUAGACAAUCAAGUUUCAAGACUUACCAUACGAGAUAGUCUUGAGAUUUCCCACAGGCGUGAAGAUAGAGGUAUCCACAAUACCUUAAAGAACACUCAAACUUGUUUCACGGCUCAGAUUGCCACCACUCUUCCAGAUGCAACGGAAUUCUUCGCUCCAAUCAAGCACUUUAUCGGCGACGACUGUUCCAUCACUGACCCCGUCGAGAGAGAUAAACAGAUCAGGCAACUCCUUGGUGUCGAUAAAUUGAAACACAGUUUCACAGGAUCUCAGCAGGCUCGUUACUCUGACAACAGCAGUCGCAUUCCCUAUCAGUGUAUCUACAGAAAAGAAUGCAAAAAUAGUGAACUCACAGAAAUUAAUUUUGAGUUUCAAAAAGUGCUACCCUGUUUCAAGUCACGACAAUCAAAAAAUCAAGCAUCUGUUUCGAUUCAAUGCCGUCAAUCAAGCAUUUUAAGAACACCACGUAGUUACUAUUCAGUCGUAGACACUUGUGAGAAGUGUUGUGAGAGUCCUCGCCCCCUGCCGCUCCAAGUGCCCUGCGAUGACACAGUAAGUGGCAUCAGCAUAAGGACAGUACGGCGUCCGCCGCAGAAACAAGAUUCAUGUAAAAGUUUCGAAAGAGAAAAAUCUGCUAUCUAUCAGCAAUUGGUAUUAAACAGAAAUAUUCAAGUUUUCCUUCAAGUUGAUCAAUUUUCCAAGCAAAAACCCAUAAUCCUUUCACGAAAACAAUAUGAUAAAGUUAAGAAAACUAUUCAAAAAACAAUAAGUGUGAAGAAAAGUAGCCAUGACAAACGAAAAUGUAUACCUGUCAAACGCGACAGAAGCGAGGCUUACUAUGAACGCCCGGCAAGUGAGGUUUCCUUGAAAAUGAAAUCUAAAAAUAAUAAACGCCAGAAACUGUUCAGCAAACGUUCUCAGUGCACCGUGAUCAGACCACCCGAGGAUCCGUCGUGUUGUAAGCAUGGACCUGAACCUCAUGACAGAUAUCCAGGAGCUGAAGCUGCCAGGUACGAGAUGUAUGGCAAACGAGGGGGACCUGAGAUGUAUGGUAGACCUGAGGCGUAUGGUAGACCUGAGGCGUAUGGCAGACCUGAGGCGUAUGGUAGACCUGAGAUGUAUGGUAGACCUGAGGUGUAUGGUAGAUAUGAGAAAUUCGGGGAUCCAGACAAAUUUGGCAUGCGCGACAGAGAACAACGUGAGGAAAAUGAGAUGUCUCGUAAACCGGAGAGACGACUGUCUGGUAAGCGCAAAGGGUCUGGUAAACGCGAAAAGUCUGAUAAACGCGAAGAGUCUGGUAAACGCGAAGAGUCUGGUAAACGCGAAAAGUCUGAUAAACGCGAAGAUUCUGGUAAACGCGAAGAGUCUGGUAAACGCGAAGAGUCUGGUAAACGCGAAGAAUCUGGUAAACGCGAAGAGUCUGGUAAACGCGAAAAGUCUGAUAAACGCGAAAGGUCUGAUAAACGCAAUAAGUCUGAUAAACGCGAAAAGUCUGAUAAACGCGAAAGGUCUGAUAGACUGGCUGAUAAAAACGAGAAACCUGAGGAGUCACGUAACCGCGAGGAAUCUGGAAGUUCCGACAAAGUUGAUGAACCUGAGUCACAAGAAAAUCUCGAGGCGUCUCGUAAACGCAACAGAUCAUCAUCUGGUCAACGUGAAAAAUCUCCAGCGUCUAGUAAAAGCAGGAAAUCUGUGUCAUCUGGUAAACAUGGGAAAUCUGGUAAACAUAGGAAAUCUGGUAAACGUCCGAAAUCUGGGUCAUCUGGUAAAGGUGAGAAAUCUGACUCAAAGGAAGAAUCUGAAGAAUCAGGCGAACAAAAUGAACCUAAAGGGCCAAUCAAACGCCAGAAAAGUAUUGUGUCUGUUGGUGAAGUAAGAACGAAAAAACUGAAAGAAAAAGACGUCAACAGGGAAAUAAAAAUGGCACCAUUAAGAUACGAAAAAUACGCACAAGUUGAAGUCAAAUGUUCUAUAGACAAUUGUAGAAAAUAUACAGAUGACAGACUAUGGGCUCAUCUUCCGAAAUGUAAAACAGAUAAACAACAAAUGAAAAGGGAUAAGAAAAGAGCUGCGAGAGAAAAGAGAGAACAUAAAAAAUUAAGAAAAAUUAAAGUUUAUACAAUAGAUAAUUAUGAUGACAGUUCUCGUUUUGGUGCUGGUGAUGAAGAUAGCAGAUACAAUAAAAAACAUGAGCACAAGGGGGUAUGGGCGGUCGAACACACAUCUACACCAAAAAUACAACAGCGGAACGCAGAAUGUUUCACAAACAUGGACGUUGGAACAGGCGGAGACGAGGUGAACAGUAGUAGUACUUCAGAACAAGUAGAAGAUCUCGAUCGUCUAAGUGAGCAAAGAUCACCCAGUGUCUACGCACCUAGUAAUGACCAAGAACAAAGCGUGGCUGAAUGUAACGAUUCUGUAGAUAUUGAACAACAAGAGACUGAAAUGAAGACUUUUGUUUUAUUUAAUGCAGAUAAUACAAAUGAUGAUAUGAAAGAUGGUGACUACGACACACGCACUAGAAAAACUGUGUCUUCCGUAGAAAUUCGUUACGCAAGCGUUGCAUAUAUGAAGCAAGUAGCGUACUCAUCGACAGACGUCGGAGCAUUAUCCAAUUCAAGUUUAUCUCAUGUCAAAUCAUUUCAUACCAUAUUUAGAGGGCACAGGAAAUCAGCUACACCCAACCUAGGAACGUCAGCCUACUCUUUAUAUUCAGAGGAAGGCUAUAACUCAGAAAAUAAGUCUGUUAAGUAUAUAAUUGAGCCGCAGGAUUCAAAGCCAAAGCGACCGUUUUUAAGAAGAUUAAUGUCGUGCCUAGUCAUGCGGUCGGCCAGGGAUUCAGAGCUGAAGUUACCGACAGGGCCUGUACUCGAAGAUCCGCCCAGCGUCAACAGUUCUAUCGAUUCCUAUCACAUCAGCACUUCAUUAGGGGCUGUGGAAAUAAGUUCGUCGAUCUACGACACGUCAGCAUCGUUCUACAGCAACCACACAAUCCUUCCAGUGAACAGUAAAAUUAAAAGAGGUUUCUUCAGUUCAGUGAGAGGGUUUCUAACAAACCGUAAGAGUUGAUGCUGUAAUGUUUUUGACUGUUUAUUUUUAUACUUUGUACAUUUAAUGAACGUGUAUUCUUGACUGUGCUUGUCUACUGUUUUAUGAUGAAAAGUAUAUUUAAACAUAAUAA